Messenger RNA from Rhincodon typus (whale shark), 6407 nucleotides. RefSeq lists its product as uncharacterized. The record is from RefSeq and is a predicted model, not a curated record. Bases 1 to 1392 code for a protein of 463 amino acids. Gene Ontology annotation, molecular function: protein binding. The transcript is spliced from 13 exons. NCBI's taxonomy places the organism in Eukaryota, Metazoa, Chordata, Chondrichthyes, Orectolobiformes, Rhincodontidae.
AUGAUAGAUGAAGAUAGGGCCGUGAAUGUUGUCUAUAUGGACUUUAGUAAGGCCUUUGACAACGUCCUGCAUGACAGGCUAGUCAUGAAGGUUUCUCAGCAAAAAUGUCCUCCAGGUAAAUACAAGGUUUCAUCAUCAUCAUAUUCAAGCAAGAGCCAGAUACAAUGUGCUCCCUGCGAGGAAGGAACAUACACUGAGAAAGAGAAUUCCCUGAAAGAAUGUCGCAAGUGUUAUGGACCUUGUACAGGUAACAGUAUCGAGACCGUUCAGUGCAGUCCUACAACAAAUCGCAAAUGCGAAUGUGAUUCCCAUUAUUACUGUAUUACUGAUGACCCAGCUAAGUGUGAACAUUGUAAGGUGUGUGGUGAUAAGAAGCCAAUGCUAUCAGAUAAAGAAGAUUAUUAUAAACGGACAUGCCAACCUUGUCCUCCAGGGACUUUUCUGAAUACCACACAGAAACUGAAAUGUCAGCCUCACACCAAUUGUACAGCCUUGGGAAAAAUCCUUCACACUAAAGGUAAUAGCACAGCUGACAACUACUGUGUUGAAUUGCUAUCCACAAGAGGAGGAAAUGUUUCCUGCAUCACUAAAAAUGACAAGAAAUGCCAAUGCCCCCUUGGUUAUUACUGUGCAGUAUGCGGAGAUGGGAAAAAUCUUCCUUUAGAUAAGCAACACUACCAGAAGGCGAUUUGUAAGCCCUGUCCUCCAGGAAGCUUUCGGAAUAACACACAAAGACUGAAAUGUCAGCCUCACACCAAUUGCACACUGUUGGGGAUGACUGUCUACAUUGAAGGUAACAGCACAGUUGAUAACUAUUGUACCGAUCCACCUCUCCUACCGAACAUUGAACCGUGGAAAAAAAGAAACUCUUUAACUUCUUUCAUGGUUUGGAUUCUGAUUUCUUUGGCCAUUCUUUGUGUCAUCAUAACAGUGAGAUCAUCACUGUGCAAGGUAUCAAAGAAGCAAGGAAUUGGAAUGCUGGUGAAGCUGAAGUUUAUUUGCAUCUGUGGCGUCAAAGGUGAUAUUUACAAAGGGAGCGAUGACGAAGCAGAAAUAAAUGCAGGAACUUUGCCAGAAGCUGAGGAGCAACACGUGAAUGGAAUUAACUCUGAUUCAAAAUCUGCGACAGCAAUGAUGCCACUGCUAAGCAACAAAAUGACUGAAGCUCCUACAUACAAAUAUGACAUUCUCGACAUCGAGACAGUGUCAGCUGUUGUUGACCCUAAAGUCAGUACAGAGGACAGUAUUCCAUUUCCAGUCCAAGAAAACGGGAGAAACUCAAACACCUAUUAUCCCAUAGAGGAGCAGAAUCAGAAGCAAUAUAAUGAGCCUGUAACUAUGGGAAACAAAAACAGCGCACAAACAAGCCAAUACUUCGAAAGCAAUAAAUAGUGACUGUGUCACAUUUCUGUCCAAACUCAGCUUCCUGCAGAACACACAAGUUGGUAUUAUCAAUGGGAGGUGGUUUUUAAAGGUGCACAUGGCCAUUGAGUUGAUGUCUUUGUCAUGAGGAACCUGUUCAGCAGGAAGCGAGGAGAUGUGUCUGAGGGCUGUUUGGAACCAAAGCGUUUUUUUUUGGUGUUUGAUUACAUGAAAACAACUAAAUCAAUGAGAACACUCAUCUCAGAUACACACACCAGAAUAUUUUAACUUAGCAGAGAUCUUCCUUAAGUAAAUCAUCCAUUCCAAAUGUGGAUCCAUGGCAGAAAGGUGGACGUCUCCUUUAUUGUGGAUUUGCAAAGCAGACCAGACUUGAAUAUAAACCUCCAAAGAUCUGUUGGUCUCAGGUUGUAUUUUUAAACAAUUCACAGAAUGCCUACAGUACAGAAGCAGGCCAUUCAAUCAUCAACUCCAUAUCUAUUGGGUUUCCUAGGGAUCAGUGGUUAAAGAAACAAAUUUUAAAACUUCCUCUUCAAAAUAAACAGGGUUUAUGGAAAAAAACUAGCCAUUAGCCAAUUAAACUAGACAAACCUCUCUUCACAUUUUUGAGAUUCUGAGUCUGCAACAUGUUAAAAUGAGAAUUAUUGGAGGUGAUAAUCAGCUCAUUGGUAAAGAUCCCAUUUUAAGAGGAGUUAGAAAAUCCCCCAGUGCCUUCAGUGAAAAGUCUAAGCUGGUGCAGUGCUGAGGGAGUCCUAUACUGUCACAAGGGUCUUUUUGGAUAUGAUUAUAAACUGAGCCUAUGCUUGCCUCCUUAGGUGGGCGUGAAAGAAUUCACAGUUUCAAACAAAAAGGAGAGCUAUAUUGAGCGUCCUUCUCGAUAAUUGUGGCCACAAUCACUGCUUAAGAGAUCAGCGGUGUGUAAAUUGGCUGCUCCAUUUAAUCAAGUCACAACUGGUUAUUUAUUAAGAUUGCUGAUUAUAGAACCUAGUUCACAAAGUGUCAGGUACAGCUGUGCUUUUCGCAAGAGUAGCUGCACUCCCAAAUAAAUCAUAGAUGAGAAGCUCUCUCAGGUUUUUGAGACACACACAGCAAUGUUAUAUCAAUGCACGUUCACAUUUUUUCCUGCGAAGUUGUUUGUGCUGUGUCCUGUGCUUAUAGAUUUUCAGAGGUUUAAAUACAGGAAAAUAAUUUAAAUGCAACAUUUAAUCUAACAGAGGCUGUGAUCUUAGCAGCUCCAGGAAUUUUGUCCUUUAGAUUUGUGUAACUUAAACUGUGUUGGUAUCCAGCUAUUGCAGCAACUGGAGCUUUCCUCUACAGAAUAAGCAAUAUUCUUUUAAAGUACUAACACACUUUAGAAGCUUGUCUUUAUAAAACACUGCUCAUAUUGUAUAAUGCAUUCUCAAAUAUUAUUACUGCUGUACAUUGAACAUAAAUAAAAUCAAUUGCAUUCUUUGCCUAGUUCAGUCUCCUUCUGCACAGUAUCAAGCAGCGUCUUACAGGAUUACUCUUAGUGUUAAGUCUGUAUGAUUACUGCAGAGUUAAGCAGGCUACUUGGGGGAGAGGGGCAGUUUCUGUUAGAUCAGAGGAGAUGUGGUGAAUUGAAGGAAGGAUUUAGAAGUGUAAGAGACCCAGACCCCAGCUGGAGCAUUGUGUACAGUUAUGGGCACCACAUUAUAGGAAGGAUGUGAAUGCAUUGGAGAGAGCGCAGAAGUGAUUUAGAGAAUGGUCCCAGGAAUGAGAAACUUCAGCAAUGAAGAUAGAGUGAGGAAAUUGGGACUGUUUUUCUUGAAAAGAAAACUGAGAGGAGAUUUGAUAGAGGUUUUCAAAAUCAUGAGCGGGGCUGAACAGAGUCAAUAGAGAGAAACUGUUCCUGCUCAUAAAAGAAAUUAGAACGAGAGGGCAUAAAUUUAACAUGAUGUGCAAAAGAAGCAAGGGUGAUGUGAGGAAACACUUUUUCACACAGUCUGGAAAUGUGGUAGAGGCAGGUCCAAUUGAGGUACACGUGGAUAUGGAGUAAAAGCAGGACUAGGUAAUGCUGCUCAUUGGAAGAGUCACUAUAGGCACGAUGGGCAGAAUGGCCUUCUUCUGUGAUUCUGGGAGGAGACAAUAAAUCUUUCUGGUUAUAAGAAGGGGAAGGGGGCAUGGACACAAGAUUAAAUCCAAGAGAUUUAGAAGCAAGAGAAAGAACAGGUUCUUCUUUUACACAAAAUAUGGAGAGGUAGAGAAAACACUGUCAGAAAGUUACUGAAACUGAGUGUCAGCAUCAAUGAUUAGGUUUUAUAGGUGCCUCGGGGGAAGAAAAUGCACUGUGUGGCCAGAUGGGAUUGGGACCACAGAUUGUACCAAAUUAACACUAACACAGAUGGAUUAAACCAAUUCCCCCUAUUUCCCAGGUAGUAAUCUUCACAUAAGUAUAAUCAAGCAUUGUCAGACAGAACCUGUGAUGCAAUUACAUCAUUUGGGUCAACCAAAAUUUUGCAGAUGGAGCAUCAAGCACCAUUCAGUAUGAUCAUCCCUCUCAGUCCCCCGUUCCUGCUUUCUCACAAUACACUUUGAUCUCUUUAGCCCUAAGAACUAUAUCUAACUCCUUCUUAGAGAAUUCCACAGGCUCAGCACUCCCUGGGUGAAGAAAUUUCACCUCAUCUCAGUCCUAUAUGGCCUUCCCUGUAUCCUUAGACUGUGACGCCUCGUUCUGGAGUUCCCAGUCAUCAGGAACAUUCUUCCCAAGUUUAUCCUGCCUAGUUAGAUUUAUAUAGGUUUCAAUGAGAUUCCCCCUUCAUUCUUUGAAACUCCAGUGAAUAGAGUCCUAAACAAUCUAGUCUCUCUUCAUAGGUCAGUACUGCCAUCUCUGGAAUCAGUCUAGUAAUCCUUUAUUGCACUCCCUGUAUUGACAGAACAUCAUUCCUCAGAUAAGGAAAUCAAAAUUGGAUAACAUUCUAGGUGUGGUCUUACCAAAGCCCUGUAUAAUUGCAGCAAGACAUCCCUGCUCCUGUGCUCAAAAAAUCCUCUCAUAUGAAGGCCAAUAUUCUGCAUGUUGACUUUCAAUGACUGGUGUAUAAGGACACCAAGGUCUUAUUGCACCUCCCCCUUUCCCAACCAAUCACCAUUCAGCCUGCAUUCCUGUUUUUGCACUAAAGUGGAUAACCUCACACUUGCCCACAUUAUUCUCCAUCUGCCGGCUCACUCAGCCUGUCCAAAUCACAUGGCAGCGUCUCUGCAAUAAGAGAUAACAAGGUGUAGAGCUGGAUGAACACAGCAGGCCAAGCAGCAUCAUAGGAGCAGGAAGGCUGACGUUUCGGGCCUGGACCUUUCUUGCAUCCUGCUCGUAGUUGGUGUGGGAGCUGUGCGUACCACCGCACAGUUAUAGAAUCAUAGAGCCGCACAGCACAGAAGCAGAGCCUUUUGGUCCAACUCGUCUAUGCUGACCACACAUUCUGGUCCCAUUUGCUUCUGCCAACCUCUUUGCUUUUGCCAUUCCAACAGUGCUGUCUGCAUUUGCCAACCCCCAGAAAUUCAGACUUCGCUUUCAGUAGGUGACUGAAAGCAUGGUCAAAGAGGUAAAGAUUAAGGGAGGGCUUCCCAAAAUUUUUUUUAAAAGUUUUUUUUUAAAUUGACUAUAUGAAAAAACACAUGACAAUUGUUCAAAAUGCCUGGGAGAACCCAAUUGUACUGGUGGAAGGGUCAUAACAGGAGCACUCUCUUCCACUUUCAGCCACCAGAGAGCAGUGCUGUUCCAUGUGCUGUAUCACGGAUCAUUAGCGAUCUUUUAAAGAGACUUUUUCAAGCAGAGAGAAAGGGCGACACCUCAGCCACUGCACAUCCUUCAGGAGUAUCUGGAAUUCUAUUUGAAAGCUAAGGACAUUCUGAGAACACUCGACUUUUUAGCUUUUUAAAGAGACGCAAGUUCCUUUUGAGAAAUUAGCAGAUGGAGCACAUUAAAGAGGUCCCAUUACCAUAGCCACAGUAAACAAUCAAGAUAUCAUUUCCCUUAAAGUUAAUUGUUCACAAACAGAACACACAAAUGGGAUUUCCUCAUUUUCUCCCAAUGGCUGAUUUGCUCUCAGACUUCAGGGGCCAGUCUUCAUGCAUCAACUUCAAGAGAGUUGCGAACCUGAAGUUUCUGGCAUUUUCUCUCUUUUCAAAGUCAUCAUAUUUCUUUGCAGUUUCUUCCUGAUUGGACCCAUUAGCAGCAUCAGAUGGCCAUUACACCCAGUCAAUAAUAAACAUUUGCACUGCUGGUCAGGAUGCAGGUGGUGAGUACCAGAACGAGAGGAUGAAACAGUACUUACACAAAAACCGUGCCUCACACCAUCCCUUACCCGCUCAUUACUAACUUCACCACCACUUUUGGAAUAGCAGUAACUCCCUCAUCACUUACUUGAAGUUAGUGUGCCAUUGCAAACGUACCAACUUUGAGAGGCUUGCAUUUUGGUAGGACAAAUCAGCGCAGGACAUACACACUUUAACGGUAAGGUCCCAGGGAGUGUUGCUGAACAAAGAGAUCUAGGGGCGCUCGUUUAUGGUUCCUUCCAGGUGCAGUUGCAGAUAGACAGGGUAGUGAAGGCAGCAUUUGAUACGGUUGCCUUUGUUGGUCAGUGCAUUCAGUAUGGGAGCUGGGAGGUCACGUCGUGGCAGUGCAGGACCACGAUUCGGCCACUUUUGGAAUGUUGUGUGCAAUUCUGGUCUCCCUCCUAUAGGAAGGAUUUUGUGAAACUAUUUCAGUCCAGUGUUUCUUUAAAGUGAUGUGUAAACAAAGCAAGGGUGAUAUAAGAGGGAACUUUUUCACAUAACCAAAGCUCGGUUAGCUCAGUUGGCUGGACAACUGCUUUGUAAUGCAGUGACAUCAACAGCGUGGGUUCGUAUUCCCACACUGGCUGAGGUUACCCUGAAGGGCUCUCCUUCUCAACCUCUCCCCUUACCUGAGGCAUGGUGACCCUCAGGUUGAACUGGCAGCAAUCAUCUCUCUCUAACAGAAGAGCAGCCCUAUGGCCUGCUAAGACUGUGUUGGUAUUCGCCUGGGCUUCGAA